UUGGUUUUACCAAGUUCCCACACCAUAAAGUUCUGCCUAUACAGGGGCCACAUGGCUGUAGCCUGAAACCUCAGAGACCAUAAACCAAAAUAAAUACUCAUUGUAAAUUUUCUACCCGGUGUCAGUGACAGAAAGCUAUUACAAUCAUAAACUUUUUGUUUUCUGAGAUUUUUGUUGAGUACUGGUAUUCCUGCUCUACACAGGGGCUUUGGUUUUUUUUUGGGGGGGGGACGACUUUGUUUCAUUUUGAAGAUUUUAUUAUAUAGUUCUGACUGGCUUGGGAUCAGUCUACCCUCUACUCAAGAGAUCCACCUGUCUUUGUCUCCAGACUGCUGGGAUCACAGGCCUGUCCCAAUACACUCAGCAAAAAUGAGCUGUAAAAAUACCUUGCUUUGGUGACAUCACUGACAAUUAUUAAGAUGUAUCCAAAUUCUUCUACAGGUUCAAGGUUAAGGCACGUUUCAUCAAGAAAUUAAGCCUUAACAAAAUAAAAAUACCAAACCUUUGCACUGAGGUAAGGAGAUUUUUUUUUUCCUCCCUAGAGGAUAUCUCAGAGGAUUGAGCUGGAAUAAAAAGAUCAUUGAGAGGCCACAGAUCAGUUGUUUCACGGUCGACCUCAGCUAUUUGGGACUUUUAGUGUGGACAUAAAAACCACAGCUCUCAUCUUAAAGGGAAUAAAAGAUGGUUGAUUCUGGAGCCAUUUUGAUUGACCAUGGCCCGGGGACACAGAUUUAGGUUAUCCCAAAUUCCGGGUAAGAUGAAAGCUUUUUUUUUCUUUCCGUUGACACGGGAAUAGUUACUUUCCCCCCACUCUGCCAAACUAUGGAAACCAUUUAAGAUUAGACUCCCCAGUGCAAUGAAAUCGCCCGUGUAUUGUCCUCACCCUAAAUCUAUUUUUGGAACUAGGGAUUUUCCAGAUUACUGUAAACCCUGCGAAGUGAGGUCAGGGCCAGGCAUGUAUUUGUACGGCUACACCCCGACACCCACGCGCGCUCGGAGCUUUCCGGAAACCCAUGCGCUGAAACUGAAGCUGCCCAGUUCAGAGUCACUUUGUUACGCAUCGGUGUCGCGGACGGCCGGACGCUCCCCAACAAGCAGACCGUGCAGGGGUAUCCCCGGCCGACUCACCAGGCCAGAUUACUGAUUAUCUAGUGCCUAAAGGUACUACCAGCCCCGAGCGGCCAGCACCCUACCCUACUCUGCCCUGCCCUGGCCUGCCCUACCCACCCCCUCCGCCCGGUGCGACCAAAGCACGGAGGAACUCGUUGGCGCGCGCGCCCCGGGUGGGGUAGGGAGUGGUGGCGUGGUGACGUCAGGGCGGAAGCCUACGCUGCGCGCAGCGGCCUGGAAGCCGGCGGUCACGGGAAUAUCCGUCGCGCCGAGGACGCUGGUUAGUCUCGCUUUGGGUUCCGGCUGCGUCGGGCGUGCGUGUAGCUCGCUAGAACUAUGGCGUCCGGGCCUCACCCGACAUCGACCGCUGCCGCCGCCUCUGCCUCGUCCGCCGCCCCGAGUGCGGGCGGCUCCAGCUCCGGCACGACGACCACGACGACGACGACGACCGGAGGGAUCCUGAUUGGCGACCGCCUGUACUCGGAGGUGUCGCUUACCAUCGACCACUCGGUGAUUCCGGAGGAGCGGCUCUCGCCUACCCCGUCCAUGCAGGACGGCCUCGACCUGCCCAGCGAGACGGACCUGCGCAUCUUAGGCUGCGAGCUCAUCCAGGCCGCCGGCAUUCUCCUCCGGCUGCCGCAGGUGGCGAUGGCUACGGGGCAGGUGUUGUUUCAUCGUUUUUUCUACUCCAAGUCUUUCGUCAAACACAGUUUCGAGAUUGUUGCCAUGGCCUGUAUUAAUCUUGCAUCAAAAAUUGAAGAAGCACCAAGAAGAAUAAGAGAUGUGAUUAAUGUAUUCCACCACCUCCGCCAGUUAAGAGGAAAAAGCGACCAGCUACAUUUACCAAAGCCUGGGUGAUGUGGAGUGGUACAUAGAGAUGAAGCUGUCGUCAUGGCAACAGUGAGUGAAGUAUCGAAAUCCCCAAGGAGAAGCCAGUGUUCUGAGAAUAGGUCACUGGAAUCGGGGACUAACAGGUUGGCCACUGGUGAACCAUUUAGAGAAAAACAAACAAACAAACAAAAAAAAACUCCUGUUUCUUGUUAUAAGCUUUUGUCUUUGCUGUCCAAGUUAUUGAAACUAUAGCUUUAAAAGGUGGUGGGGUUUUUCUGUUUUCAUUUUCUUUAUUUUUUUUGCAUAGGGUAUAGUUGGAAAGUAUUCAUAAAUGUUAAUACUCCUAUUAGUUUGUCUUUAAGUCCAAUUUACAAAUUAACAGGUUAUUCUAUGGUCUUGGUAAUUACAAGGGGUACUUUAAUGUAGCUUUAAAGUCACUGUUUUUAGUCAUGGCUAUAUGUAGAGUGUAAAAUCAACUGUUCGAAGGGAAAAUAAACAGUAAGUACCACUUUAGUUAAUCCUCAACCUGAGAUAACUGACUUGUCCCCCAUUAGCUUUUUUAUAGUUCGGUAAUUCUUUAGAAUAGCUGAAUUCAAAGGAAAGUUAAAGCUAUUUGUAUUCACAGUUUACUGUUUCCAUGUAAUAUCCCCAGUAUAUUAAGGGUCUUUUCUUUAAAGACAAGUCUGUGUUCAUAUCUUUUAAGGUUUCUGUUACAAGAACAUAAACUUGUAAAAGAUUUAACUACUUUUAUUGGUGACUGUUUAUGCUAUUUUCAAUGCAUAAAAUCUUCAGUUAACAUUGAAAGAAUGUUUCUGUUUACUUUUAAAUGAGCAUUAGAAAUCUCUAUGUUGAGUAGCAAUCUUGUGUGUGUAUUAGCCAUCUGGUUUAUAGUGUACUUCCUUGAACUACUUUCAGAGGCCUUGUAACUCAGGAGUGCGACCAACCGUGCUUGAACCCCCAGGUCUAAAUGUGUUUUCAGGCAUACUGCAGAAAGUAACUAUCAUAAAUUCCUAAUAGCUGGAAACCAACAUUUCCUAAAGACUAAAAUUUGUUUCAAAUAAAUAAAUGAGCAAAGUCAGGUAAUAACCUUUUCAAAGGUGGAGUUUGGUAGUCUUGAGUGAUACUACCUAUUCCUGAGUUCUCUGAAUACAUGAGGAUUUUCUCCCUUAGUGUAUAUAGUGCCACCUCUUGUGUUGAACAAGGAUGUUUAUCUGAUUGGGAAGAAAUUCUAGCAAGCCUUGAUUCAGAUUACUGUGUCGCUAAAGAUAUUUCUAAUUGGUAGCUGCCUUAAUAUGAAGAGCUUAGUCAUUUGUGGAGACAGUUUUGAAUUUCAUCAUGGUGUAAAAUGCUUCUGUUAAGAUAGUUGUUAAUUUUGUAUUCAUUGAGCUUGCCUUGAUUUCCGAGGUAAAAUCUGAACAAAUGAAGACAAGAGAUUAUGCUAACAGUGGCAAGACUGAACAAGAGCUUAGAUGGUUGAGUUGUAGUAAGAUUGUUAAUGGGAUUGCUUUCUUGGCCUGUUUUAAAGGCGUUGAGAAGUUUGGAAUUUAAGAUUGAAGAUCUCACUUUGUAGUAGCCCAGGGUAUCUGUAAUUUAUGAUCCCUGUGUAAAACCACUUCACUCGUGGGAAAGGUACAAAGCCUGUACCUUUAUAGGUUCUUAGGGAUUCUUAUGAGGUGGGGAAUGUGCAUAUGGCAGAGUAGUAAAUCUAAGAUACUUUGAGCACAGUUAGUGUCCUUAAAUUUGGUAUCAGUUGAUAGCUAUAGUUGAAACAAGUGUUUGAUUGCAAAUUUUAUUACAAUUUAAAAAUAGUUUCAUAAAGCAAAUUUUCGUAGUAAGUAAAUUUUAACAUAUGAAGAAAAGUGAGUCAGAACUCUGCCUUUGUAAAUGCUUUGUAUAUGGAUUUUUAAUGAUGCUGUUUACUUACCUUCUGGCUUUUAAGAGUUAAGGGCCAAGCUGUGUAAGAAAAAAAAAAAAAACCACUGGAGCCUCCUUGACUCUCAGUACCAAUUGAAGGAGAACCUUCUAAUUAGUCUGUAUUGGGAUUGUCUCCAAAAUUUCUUAGAAUUCAUAUAAAAACUGAAAAAUCAUGAACCCUUACUUGGUGUCAUUGGGAGUUUUCCAUACAUGGGUUGCUCCUAUUUGAGUUAAAUUUGACUUUUUCUCCUAAAGUGCAGUUUGUAGCUAUUCUAAUAAAAUUGAUUCACAACAGGCCAUUUCUUACACUUUUUGAUGUGGUAAUCAAAAUUGAACUUAAUGAAAAUUUUCCAUCAUUACUUUUUAUUGUUUAUAAUGUUACUUUUACCAGCUAUUAAUGGUUUAGUACAAAGUUACAGAAUAAAUAACUGGGUUUUGUUUUUAAGUGAAAACAGGAAAAUACAACAUAGCUGGUUUUUACUCUGAUAGCCUGCUACUAGGGAGGUAGUUAAUGUACUUCAUUGCAGAUUUUUUUCAGUCUUGAGUUAACUCAGGUUUGUCUCAACUCAACUGAUGGAGUGGAGGAUGUCCUUGAACUCUUUAUCUCCAUGUCCUCUCCCCAACCCCUGCAAAGUGCUGGGAUUAUGAGGUGAGCCACUACUCCUGGCUCAAUAUUACAGGUUAGAUUGUUUUAUUAUCUUUAAGGGAAUAUAAAAUAGGUUUUGUUAUUGUUGUGUUGUUUUGAAAAGAUUGUAUAUUUGGUAUUAUAUUCUCCCAAGACUUGGUAACUUGGAUGAAAAUGAAUUGAGUAUUUAAGAAAGCAUUUCAAUGUUACUCUGACCAUAUAUUUAUUGUACAGUAUUUAAUAAAAAUGUACAUCUCACUGGCUAGAGGUAGGAGUAUAUCAAACACCAUGGUAAAUUUGAUAGGUUACCUUGACAAUACUAAACUAGCAGAUUAUAGGAAAAGCCAGAUCCUGGUUAGUUACACUUGACUGACAUCUGACAUGACUUAGGACUGGCUUCAGGAUGAGCUUCAUAGCAAGACUUAAUUUAAUUUAUUUUAUUUUUUUAAAGAUUUAUUUAUUUAUUAUAUAUAAGUACACUGUAGCUGUCUUCAGACACCAGAAGAGGGCACCAGAUCUCAUUACAGAUGGUUGUGAGCCACCACAUGGUUGCUGGGAAUUGAACUCAGGACCUCUGGAAGAGCAGUCAGUGCUCUUAACUGCUGAGCCAUCUUUCCAGCCCCUUAUUUUAUUUUUUAAAGGAUGAUUUACAUGUCGUAUAUAUGAAUGGUUAGAUACCCUUUCCCCCCACAACCCUGGGGGCAUCCCUCAUCCCUCACAGGUCUCAAAUGUGGUCUUUGAGUCUUAGUUCCUUCUCUGUGGCCUUAAAAUCAACCUCAUAGGAACUAUAGUAACCCAAGUCAGCUAAUUCACUUUUUACCUUAUUUUUAAACAUUUAUUUCACUUGGCAGUUGAGCUAACUUGUUGGAGAUGAGGGGGCUGUUAAUUAAAGAAUUAAAUAUUCUUGAAAUAUUUGUUUAUAACAUGUUAUCUCAAAAGGGAAGUCAGAAUUAAUUACCUUUUGUUUUUGUUUUCUUAGCUUUUAUUUUAACCAAACAUUUAGCAAAGGGUUGAUUCAAUUUUUUAAAAACCUUUGUUCAUGUUGAAUUUGAUAGUAAAUCUUUCAGGAGUUGCAUUAGUUCUUACUGUCCUUAUUAGUGCCAAUAAUGCUCAUCGCUGAAGCUGUGUGUAAGUUCAACAGACCUAAGCAUGUGAGUUUAAGUUGUGUUAGGUUUUAGGAGCUUUGUCUAGUUAUAGUUAGCAUAACUUGGACAGCAUAAGAUUAAUGCUUUAACUUGUUAGCAGGAGUUUAAAAAGCUGGUUUCUGUUGCCAAUAGUUGGUUGGAAGGGAAAAUGGAGAUGCCACAAAUAAAAUUUCUUGGAUGUGCAAAACAGUUUUGAUUUUAUUUCCUACAAACUAUAGGACUCCAAGCCCCCUGAUCCUUGAUCAGAACUACAUUAACACCAAAAA
Rattus norvegicus (Norway rat) is the source of this 5891-nucleotide messenger RNA. It is a transcript of the gene Ccnl1, whose product is annotated as cyclin L1. Gene Ontology annotation, cellular component: nucleoplasm; nuclear speck. Gene Ontology annotation, molecular function: cyclin-dependent protein serine/threonine kinase regulator activity. The record is from RefSeq and is a predicted model, not a curated record. Gene Ontology annotation, biological process: regulation of transcription by RNA polymerase II. Lineage: Eukaryota; Metazoa; Chordata; Mammalia; Rodentia; Muridae.